This is a messenger RNA of Colias croceus (clouded yellow), 4173 nucleotides long. Its product is annotated as ATP-binding cassette subfamily G member 4-like. NCBI's taxonomy places the organism in Eukaryota, Metazoa, Arthropoda, Insecta, Lepidoptera, Pieridae. The record is from RefSeq and is a predicted model, not a curated record. The transcript is spliced from 12 exons. The coding region runs from base 122 to 2239 and encodes 705 amino acids. Gene Ontology annotation, molecular function: ABC-type transporter activity; ATP binding; ATP hydrolysis activity. Gene Ontology annotation, cellular component: plasma membrane.
AGCUCGUCAGUCGUCGAUCGACGAAGUACGAACGACGAUCAGUGUGUGCGCGAGAGUGCGGCGAUACGCACGUUAACGCCGCCCAGCUCCUUUGUGACGUAUUUAAUUCCAUUGUGCUAAAAUGAAAGUGGAUAAGGACUCCCUCGCCGGUCCCGUGGACUCAAUGCCCAUUCUGUCGGACAGGAAAGGCAGCCUGAAGGUGACGAUCACCCCGGCGCAGCCGAAGACCCUGACACAUCUGCCGAAACGACCCCCAGUUGACUUGGCUUUCACGGACCUCACAUACAAGGUGCAGGAGGGAAGAAAAAGCAAUGUAAAGACGAUCCUCAAAUCGGUGUCCGGCCGACUCCGGUCCGGCGAGCUAACGGCCAUCAUGGGCCCGUCCGGCGCCGGAAAAUCCACACUGCUCAACAUAUUGACUGGUUACAAAACAUCAGGCAUGGAGGGCAGCAUCACAGUGAACGGCAUGGAGCGCAACCUGUCCAGCUUCCGCAAGCUCUCCUGCUACAUCAUGCAAGAUAAUCAGCUGCAUGGGAACCUCACAGUGGAGGAGGCUAUGAAGGUGGCCACUUCGCUGAAGCUGCCCAGUGCUACGACUCGGGAGGAUAAGGAAGAAGUGAUCCAAGAGAUCCUCGAAACGCUCGGUCUCUCCGAACACUUGAAAACUAUGACGUCAAACCUCUCUGGAGGUCAAAAGAAACGGCUUUCCAUAGCCCUGGAGCUGGUGAACAAUCCUCCCAUCAUGUUCUUCGAUGAGCCCACGUCUGGGCUGGACAGUUCCUCCUGUUUUCAGUGUAUUUCCUUAUUGAAGACCCUGGCAAGAGGGGGCAGGACCAUAAUAUGCACGAUACACCAGCCUUCCGCGAGGCUGUUCGAAAUGUUCGACCACCUGUACACGCUGGCUGAUGGUCAGUGCGUUUAUCAAGGCAGUACGGGAAGACUAGUGGAAUGGCUCGGCAGCCUCAGCCUGCAGUGCCCAUCGUACCACAACCCGGCGUCGUUCAUCAUCGAAGUAUCGUGUGGAGAGUACGGGGACAACACUAGCAAGCUGGUGCGCGCUAUCGACAACGGGAAGAACGAUAUCAGAACCGGCAUGCCGUUCCCCAAAAUGGCGAACUACAACAACUCAAAAGACAUGGAGUAUUCGCUCAAAACGAAUAGGGAAUGGAACAAAAACGACGCGUCCCAAAUACACGAGAAGUUCGCUGAUGUGCCCAACGGGGCCAAUGGGGCAAACGGGGCAAAUGGGGCAAGUAACCUGCAGAAUGGACUGCUGCAGUUCGCGGCUAAUGAAAUUGCUAAGGGCAAAGCUGAACCUCUAGUAGUACAAAUGGACUCGGAAAAACAGGACAACGCGGAAGUAGCUCUUCUAGGCACGGAGGGAUCCCCUCGACGAUACGCCACGUCUGAGUUCAAGCAGUUUUGGGUGGUGCUGAAACGGACAUUGCUGUUCAGUAGACGUGAUUGGACGCUCAUGUACCUACGUCUUUUCGCUCAUAUCUUGGUCGGUUUUCUAAUCGGCGCGCUAUACUACGACAUCGGCAACGACGGCUCCAAAGUGCUAUCCAACCUCGGCUUCCUGUUCUUCAACAUGCUCUUCCUUAUGUACACCUCUAUGACGAUCACUAUAUUGAGCUUCCCGCUGGAAAUGCCGGUGCUUAUAAAAGAGCACUUUAAUCGAUGGUAUUCCCUGCGGUCUUACUACUUGGCCAUCACCGUUUCUGAUCUACCGUUCCAGGCGAUAUUCUGCAUAAUCUACGUGGUGAUAGUGUACCUGCUGACGUCCCAGCCGCUGGAAUGGUUCCGCUUCUCCAUGUUCCUGUCGUCGUGUCUGCUCAUCUCCUUCGUGGCGCAGAGCGUCGGCCUCGUGGUGGGCGCCGCUAUGAAUGUGCAGAACGGCGUGUUCCUAGCGCCCGUGAUGUCCGUGCCGUUCCUCUUGUUCAGCGGUUUCUUCGUGUCGUUCAACGCGAUCCCGGUAUACUUGCGGUGGAUCACGUAUAUAUCGUACAUUCGCUACGGGUUCGAAGGCACGGCGCUCGCUACCUACUCGUUCAAUAGGACCAAUUUGGCGUGCCACCAGAGUUACUGCCACUUCAAGAAGCCCGAGAUCACACUAGAGGAGCUAGACAUGACUGACGCUGACUUCACGCUGGACAUCGCCGCACUAUGCCUUAUAUUCCUGCUCCUGCGUAUAUCUGCGUUCCUCUUCCUCCGCUGGAAACUCAGGUCCACUAGAUAGAGAUAGAUAUACUGGCCUAGUGUAGAAUUAUAGUAGCGGGAUAGACGUGAAGUUAGCUGUAUAUUGAUUGUAGAUAGUAUAUUGAGUGGAUUAGCAGUCCGUAUAGUGACGUUUUGUAAAGUUUGACGUGUGUUUUGGCACUAAGUGUUAGUGUCAAAGUGCGCAAAAAGAAAUUUAUGUGUUGUAUGACUUUUGAUGUUUAGUGUCAAAAUUGUAUGACAAAAGUGUAAAAACGUGCGUCAAUACAAACAUAAUAACAAGCGCUCAAAAAAAAAAAUAACUAUUGUUAAGGUUGUUUUUCAACUCUUAUGGCGUGCUAAAUAUUGACGUAUACGAUAAAUAUACAAAAAUAAAAAAUAUAUUGAACUUUACAAAUAUUGUAGGCGUAAAGUGUCGCCAAAGUGACCAAGUUCAGUUGGCGAUAGUUAUUAUUGUGAUAAAAAUGGAUUCCAAUGUGAUCAAGAGAACAAUGUUAGUUAUUUCUUUGGAUUGUAACGUAAUAAUAAUUAUAUAAGUAAUAUUGUAUUUUAACAAGUAAUCUUCGGUGUUAUGCUCAAUGUAUUUUUUUUGCAUUUUAUGAAAACUAUUUUUUUUGUUUGGUAAAGCAGUUUCGAAUCAUGACAAUAUUUUUUACAAUAAAGUGCCUUAUUUAUAUGACGUAACUGUAAUGGUGGCUAAAAUUUAUUCUAAGUGUUUUUUUUUAUUUGCUUAGUGGCCUUUGUCGUUGAAACACGAAUUUAUUAUGGUAAAUUUAUUAUAAAGAUUACUUUAUUAGUUUCAAGUGAAAGCGAGAUAAAAUAUAUUUAUUAAGAUCUGAAGGUCACGAUUUAUGAGCUAAUUCCAAAAACGUUCGCUACGUAUUUUGCGUAGAUAAAUAUUAUGUAGAAAGUUGAGAAAUGGUUAUUCUAACUUAUGACAAUUAUAACGUUAUUUUAAAUUUUAAUUUAUCACACUUGGUUUUGACCGUUUGAAAUAUUUAUAUCUGACUGUCAUAUACCAACCCUUGCUAAUAAAGAUUUGAAAUUUCUAUACAUAUCUUUUAAAUGAUCUUUUAUAAUAUCUAUUUUAAAAAUAUUUGUACAAAAUUUAAAGUUUCUAUACAAUCAGACAGGAAGUGUAUUUCUGCUUAAUUAUUUAUUUAUUUUAUUUAUUCUAUAUAAAAAGGUCUUAUGAAUUAAAAAUAAGAGUUUAUAUACAUUUAAAUAAUAUUACAAACGGUUCAAACGUGUAUCUAAUUGCUCAUUAUUCAUAUAUCUUGCCUCCAACUUGCCUCUGGUAGCGUACCAACGUAGCCAACGGGCGGUCACGUGUGAUGGUUAUGCGAUUUUUUUGAAAUGCGGGUAGUUUGAAAUUUUUGAAAUUUUAUCAAAAUAAUUGUGAUUUUACUCCGAAUUCUUGAAGUAUACGUAACUUGACAAGUUUUUUACACUCCGAUUUCUAUAACAACUGUUUAAUACUCGAUCGUUUUAUAAUAUCAUCGAUUAUUCUGAUGAAAUGAAUUGACGACUUUUUAGACUUAUUGGACUAUAGUUUAAGUGUACAAUACUUAACAAGGGUUUAAGUGAAACAGUUGUUUAACAUAAACAUCGUUUAGAAAUCGGAUUUAAGAUUUACAAUUUCGAUUUAAGAAUUAGCUUUGAGAAUUGAACUAAGUGUCUGUGUCAAAAAUUUAAUGUUGUUCAAAUAUAUGUGAUGUUGUAUAAAGGAAAUUUUAUAAAAUAUAAAGCAUUUUAUAACUUGAUGGUUUUAUUAAGUAAUAUAACAUAACCAUUUGCAUGGGGGGUAAAUAAGUAUAAGUAUAAAACUUAAUUAGGGAUCACGGUUAUAUUUAAAGUGUACUUAGUUAAGUAAAUGUGUAGAUUAUGGUCCAAUAAUGUUAUGGUUAAAGUAUGUAUGUUAUUUUAUCUAUUUUUUUAAUAAAUGGUUAUUAUAAA